Messenger RNA from Panicum hallii, 1644 nucleotides. RefSeq lists its product as uncharacterized. The transcript is spliced from 4 exons. Lineage: Eukaryota; Viridiplantae; Streptophyta; Magnoliopsida; Poales; Poaceae. The coding region runs from base 376 to 1242 and encodes 288 amino acids. The record is from RefSeq and is a predicted model, not a curated record.
ACACCCCACUUCGUUGGUCUAAAAUUUUCUUUUAAAAUGUAGUUGUGUGGAAGACCAUUGCAUCGGACUAUCGGAUGAUGGAUUCUACACACCCAGUCACAUCUGUCACAUUUGCAUAGAAGCUGAGACAAAUGGGAAGAGGAAGAGAACAUUCUCUCUAGUAGCACGGGGAGCAAAGGGUAUGUUCUCGCUAGGAGCCGGCGAGGCAUACAGCGCAUGCCAAUGCGCGGAGCAACUUCAGCAGAAACAAGUUAAAAUACACUCCAGCAGCAGCAGAUCCUCUAUUUUAGAAGGCGUGAUCACACGUAGGAGAUCCGUUUCGGUGGGUAGGCAUCGGAAUCUCACCUGUGCCUGUUCCUCUCGCGCGAUCUGUUGAUGAAGCAGGCGGCGGCGGCGGAAACGGAUGCCCUGGAGACGAUCGAAUCCGACUACGAAGCCUACACAGCACGCUCCUUUCGCGACGACCGGACGGCUGUCUGGUCCCGCACGCACGGCUCUUUCGAAGACACCACGAAGCUCCGCCCCAUGCGCUUCACCGACGAGCCCGCGCCCCGCUACGGCGCCUUCCCCAUGAGCACCCUGCAGGUGUUUUCGGUCAGGGUCGAAGGGAUCAGGAGGGGCCUGCGGUGGCUGAUCGAUGUGUUCGGCAUCGUCGCCGCGCGCGACACCGUCGACUUCAACCGCAACGUCAUCUUCAGCCGCACGAGGGACAACUGCCAGACCCUCACCAAAGAGGAUCGGAACUUGGCACUGGAAGGCCCGACCCGUGCCGUCGUGUGGCAGGGUCACCUGUACAUCGAGGUGAAGCUGACGGUGAAGGGGGCCACCGAGUCCGAGGACAAAGACCUGAGCUUCCUGGUCGUGCCGUUUGCGUGUGGUAAUGCGGCGUACUCAUGUCAGUAUUAUGGUUGCAAAACUAGCAAGCUUAGCACGGUGAGGCUUUCACUUGGUCUCAUUGUUGAAUCUGUGGAGGCCACAAUAUUUGUGCGAGUCAGAGAUGGGUCAUGGCCGGAUGGUUUCGGUGCCCAAUUCGCUGCGUUUACCACUGGCAUUCGUCGCAAGAGAGCCCCUAGCAUGGAUCACAAGAAGAUCAUCUUGCUUGAUUCUGGAAGCAGGAAGGUGCCUGUCACUGCUGACGGCGGGGUCGUCCUCUCGCGGCGUGUCGUUUCGGUCGAGACCACCGGGAAGCUGAGAGUCUGCGUCAAGGCGUGGGAGGCUGCGAGAAGCGUAAGGAUGCCGUGAAGGAUGAGGUGCUCUUCACGCCCCAGGAAGCGGGUAGGAGCUCCGGUUUGCUCGAUGCUGGCUUCUGUAAGAUGGAAGUUACGGUCGCCUGGUCACUCGUUACCUAUGAUGAAUAUAAUAGUAUGACGAGUGACCUGUUAUAUAUGGAGAUACUACCGCUGAUGGGAGGUACAGAAGCUAGAAGUUACGGGCACUUGGAAGUUCUUGCAGAGUGACGGUUAUUAUAGUUUUCUGAAACUGGUAUUGUAGCUGUUUGUUCUAGAGGGGUAUGUUAUUAUGAUCCUGGUGAGGCGAGACUACCAGAAAGCUGCAAGUUUCUGUCAGGGCUUGGGAGACUACCGGGUGUUGCCAAUGUUAUUAUGAUCCUUUUUUCUUAAAAAACAGACUUACUCGACAUGAAAA